Plasmopara halstedii is the source of this 180-nucleotide messenger RNA. RefSeq lists its product as uncharacterized. NCBI's taxonomy places the organism in Eukaryota, Oomycota, Peronosporomycetes, Peronosporales, Peronosporaceae. The record is from RefSeq and is a predicted model, not a curated record. The coding region runs from base 1 to 180 and encodes 59 amino acids. The transcript has 2 exons.
AUGAAAUUGAAACUUGGACAGAUGGUGUACGUCGCGGAAUAUGGUUUACUGGACGCCUACGAUGUGAUAAUGGGAGAUGACCUUCUCGAUGAGCUUCCUACUAUUGCGCUUAAUACCAUUCCAGUCGCAGCGGCCAUGACCAGUAGGUCGAAAAGAGCCAACGCUUCCGAGGUUCGAUAG